AUGCGCAUCUUGUCAUUGAUUCCCAUCUUGCUCUUGACGACGACGCAGGACUUUGGUCAUGCCGCCCCCAUGGUAGAAACAUCCCUCGCUCCAGAGGGGACACCGACUGGCGGUGCGAGCGGCAUUGAGGUCUUGUCGACUCCACAAUCAUCAUCUCCUGUCGCUUCUCAAAAGCCAAAAAAGUGUCGUAGAAAAAAGAACAAGCACUCGCAAGUGCCAACACCUACUACGACAUCCAGCAUCGAGAUUAGUGUAGCUACACCCACGGGAAACAAUUUCAUUAAUGAACCACAGGGUACUCCUCAGGGUAUGCCUCAGGGUGCACAUCAGGGUAACCCUACCGAUCCAAACCCGAUUAUCACACCCGAUCGCUCCGAUGAGACGCGUUUGCCCAUCCAAAUCAUUCAGACGGGUGUCCCCAUCCCGAUGCCCGUCAUUGAGCCCUCAAAGCCCGUAGAGACGGGCAUGCCCAGAGACAAUGGAAUACCCACAGAGACUCCCAGAGAGCGAGAAGAAGAGAUGCCUGUCCAGAUCUCGACCAUUCCCUUCCCUACCGGCAUGCCAAACGAAAACAAUGGUAACCGCGGGAAUAACAACAUGCCCCACGAGAACAACGGUAAUCGCGGGAAUAACAACAUGCCCCACGAGAACAACGGUAAUCGCGGGAAUAACGGAAACAACAACAACAUGCCACACGGGAAUAACGGUAAUGGCGGAAACAACGGAAACAACAACAACAUGCCACACGAGAAUAACGGUAAUGGCGGAAACAACGGAAACAACAACAACAUGCCACACGAGAAUAACGGUAAUGGCGGAAACAACGGAAACAACAACAACAUGCCACACGAGAAUAACGGUAAUGGCGGAAACAACGGAAACAACAACAUUGUCACCACCACCGUCCUCGAAACUGUCAUUCAAACCAUCACCGAUUCCGCCGCAUGCACAACCACCACCAUCAACAAUGGCGGAAACAACAACAAUGGCGGUUCUCAAUCCACCACCACUGUCCUCGAAACUGUUGUCGUCACUCGAUCGGAUUCUGCGGCGUGCACGACGACUUUACCCACGCCCACGCCCACGCCAGGUGGAAACAAUGGCGGAAAUAACGGUGGUUACAACAAUAACAACGGCAACAAUGGCAAUAACGGUGGUUACAACAAUAACAACGGCAACAAUGGCAAUAACGGUGGUUACAACAAUAACAACGGUAACAAGGGCAAUAACGGGUUCCAAUCUGGUCAAAAAACGACCGCUGCACCCACGCCGACACCUACCCCCGGAAAAGGACUUCAACCCGGUGACAACAAAAACGACGGUGGUGCUGCCAAGGACAACAAGAACAACGGCGGAGCUGCCAAGGACAACAAGAACAACGGUGGGGCUGCCAAAGACAACAAGAACAACGGCGGUAACAACGGAGGAGCUGCCAAGGACAACAAGAACAACGGCGGCAACAACGGAGGAGCUGCCAAGGACAACAAGAACAAUGGCGGUAACAACGGAGGAGCUGCCAAGGACAACAAGAACAAUGGCGGUAACAAUGGAGGAGCUGCCAAGGACAACAAGAACAACGGCGGUAACAAUGGAGGAGCUGCCAAGGACAACAAGAACAACGGCGGUAACAAUGGAGGAGCUGCCAAGGACAACAAGAACAACGGAGGAGCUGCCAAGGACAACAACAACAACGGUGGGGCCGCGAAAGACAACAAGAACAACGGCGGUAACAAUGGCGGUGCUGCCAAGGACAACAAGAACAACGGUGGUGCUGCCAAGGACAACAAAAACAAUGGCGGUAACAAUGGCGGUGCUGCCAAGGACAACGGCGGAGCCGCAAAAGACAACAAGAACAAUGGCGGUAAUAACGGGCGGAGCCGCCAAGGGAGGAGACAACAAGAACGUCUCCCCCGGUGCCAUCCCCUCUGCCAACAAAUGGUCUCGACCGUCAUUGUCCAACCUGAAAACGAGGCCACAAUCCCCAUCGGUCAAGACUUUAAAGUCCAGAUCAAUGUAGCUAAUCUCCAAACCGGCUUCUUUUCUGACCCCCAAACCCUCUACUACGCCCUCCCCCAACAACUCAACGCCCAGGGUAUCAUCCAAGGCCAUCAACACAUUACCAUCCAACGCAUCGCAGCCAACGCCAACGACAACCUCGCGGCCCCCGACGCCCAAAUCUUCCAGUUCUUCAAAGGUCUCAAUGAUCCCGCCGAUGGAUCUGGCAAUAUGGAGACAACCGUCCCUGGAACGUCAUUCACAACCUCUGGACCCGGGGUCUACCGUAUUUGUUCCAUGUCGGGAUCGUUUUCGCAUCAGCCGCUUGUGAUGCCCGUUGCUCAGCGUGGAGCCCAGGAUGAUUGUAUUCGGGUCAAUGUUGUUGCGCAAGGGAAUAAGCAGGCUGGUAACAAGCAAGCUGACAAUAAGCAAGCCGACAACAAGCAGGCGGAUAACAAGCAAGCUGACAAUAAGCAAGCUGACAAUAAGCAGGCGGAUAACAAGCAAGCUGAUAAUAAGCAAGCGGGCAACAAGCAAGCUGACAACAAGCAGGCGGAUAACAAGCAAGCUGAUAAUAAGCAAGCGGGCAACAAGCAAGCCGACAACAAGCAGGCGGAUAACAAGCAAGCUGAUAAUAAGCAAGCGGGCAACAAGCAAGCUGACAACAAGCAAGCUGACAACAAGCAAGCGGAUAACAAGGAAGCUGACAAUAAGCAAGCUGACAAUAAGCAGGCGGAUAACAAGCAAGCUGACAAUAAGCAGGCGGAUAACAAGCAAGCGGAUAACAAGCAAGCUGACAACAAGCAAGCGGAUAACAAGCAAGCGGAUAACAAGCAAGCUGAUAAUAAGCAAGCCGAUAACAAGCAGGGCGACAAUAAGCAAGCUGACAAUAAGCAGGCGAACAACAAGCAAGCGGACAACAAGCAAGCUGACAAGAAGCAAGUGGACAACAGGAACAACCGUGGCAACAAUGGCAAUGCAGGCAAUGCCAACCGUAACCGAAUGACCCGUCGGUUCCACUAG
Messenger RNA from Spizellomyces punctatus DAOM BR117, 3018 nucleotides. RefSeq lists its product as uncharacterized. The record is from RefSeq and is a predicted model, not a curated record. Lineage: Eukaryota; Fungi; Chytridiomycota; Chytridiomycetes; Spizellomycetales; Spizellomycetaceae. The transcript is spliced from 4 exons. Bases 1 to 3018 code for a protein of 1005 amino acids.